This is a messenger RNA of Charadrius vociferus (killdeer), 1165 nucleotides long. It is a transcript of the gene CCR7, whose product is annotated as chemokine (C-C motif) receptor 7. Gene Ontology annotation, biological process: chemotaxis; inflammatory response; immune response. NCBI's taxonomy places the organism in Eukaryota, Metazoa, Chordata, Aves, Charadriiformes, Charadriidae. Gene Ontology annotation, molecular function: C-C motif chemokine 19 receptor activity; chemokine (C-C motif) ligand 21 binding; chemokine (C-C motif) ligand 19 binding. Gene Ontology annotation, cellular component: membrane. The record is from RefSeq and is a predicted model, not a curated record.
CUGUGACUUCGUCUCUGCUUGAAACACGACCAUGGAUGGCGGCAAGCAGUUACAGGUCGCCCUUGUUUUCAGCCUUCCUCUAAUUUUUCAGUUCUGCACUGGGAACAACGUCACCGAUGACUAUGACAACACCACCGUCGACUACACCAUGUUCGAGACCCUGUGCGAGAAGGAGGAAGUCCGUAACUUCCGCGCUGCCUUCCUCCCAGCCAUGUACUCCCUCAUCUGCUUCACGGGGCUGCUGGGGAACGGGCUGGUGAUGCUCACCUACAUCUACUUCAAGAGGCUCAAGACCAUGACAGACAUCUAUUUGCUGAACCUGGCUCUGGCAGACAUCCUCUUCCUGCCGACCUUCCUGCUGACCCUCCCCUUCUGGGCUACAAGUGCCGCCAUGCACUGGCUUUUUGGGGAGUUUGCCUGCAAAGCCGUCUAUUGCAUCUGCAAAAUGAGUUUCUUCAGCGGGAUGCUGCUCCUCUUGUCCAUCAGCAUCGACAGGUACUUUGCCAUCGUGCAGGCUGCUUCGGCCCACCGCUUCCGUCCCCGGAUGAUAUUCAUUAGCAAGGUCACAUGCAUCCUCAUUUGGCUCCUGGCCUUCAUCCUCUCGAUACCUGAGCUGGUUCACAGUGGUGUAAAUAACUCAGACAACCAUCCCCGUUGUUCCAUCAUUGCUAAUGACUUGCAGACCUUCAACACUGGCAUCAAAGUGUCCCAAAUGAUUUUUGGCUUCUUAUUUCCCCUACUGGUCAUGUCUGUCUGCUACCUCAUCAUCAUCAAGACAUUACUCCAGGCCCGCAAUUUUGAGAAGAAUAAAGCCAUCAAGGUCAUCAUCGCUGUGGUAAUUGUCUUCGUUGUCUUCCAGCUGCCCUACAACAGCGUCAUGCUGGCCAAGACCAUCUCAGCCUUCAACCACACCAGCUCAUGUGAGGAGAGCAAGCAGCUUGACGUGGCAGAUGACGUGACCUACACUCUGGCCUGCUUCCGAUGCUGCCUCAAUCCUUUCCUCUACGCCUUCAUCGGCGUCAAAUUCCGCAAUGACCUGUUCAAGCUUCUGAAGGAGCUGGGCUGCCUCAGCCAGGAGCGCCUCUGGCAGCUCUCCACCUGCCGGGAGAGCAAGAGGUUUUCCUUCGCCAUGGAGACAGAGACAACCACCACCUUCUCCCCAUGA